UAACUUAAUACCCGUACAAUUUUAAGCAAUAUAUUCAAUUAUCUAACGCCGCAAAACGCUCGUUAACAAAAUACUAAUUGAAUUUCGUUUACAUUACUAUCCUAUUCCGAUUGUGGCUCCAUCGACAUACAAGUUACGGAGUAGGAGUAUAAAAAAAGUUUGGUCAAAAAAUGAGUGGAGUUGCAGGCAAUUAAUAAGUCGAGGCGCACCAUACAGAACCAUCAGAAAGAGGAGAGAGAAAAAUCUGACAAACUUGCUGUGUUUUGUGGUGUGUGGACCAACCAAUAUCCCUCUUUUUCUUCAAUCUUCAUCACACCUUUAAUUCCAACCUCUUCUCCCCAAAAAUCAACACUUUUCUUUCUUCUCCUCUUUUUCUUUCUUUCUUUCUUCUAAUCUCACCUCAUUUUAUACCUAUUAGCUUAGCUAAUCACAUGAUUAGACCAUAAUUAAUUAACCCAUCUUGAAUUAUUUUUUUUUUUUUGAAACUUUCUUAUUGGUGCAGGCAGAUUCUAAGCAAGCAAGCAAAGCUCUUGGUCCCAUCAACAAAUAUGUCUGACUUUAGGUUUGUUUUCUUAGCCUAAAGUAUAUAAACAACCCAAAAUCGUAAAGGUACGUGGUACAUAUGAUAUAAGGUCGUCAACAUUGUUAGCAACAACACAUUAUUACCCUUUAUAACUCUCUAUACACGCAGAUAAAAGAGCAAUAAAAAGAGAGUCCGGAUUCGGAUCGGGUUCGAGUUUGGUUUCGUGUUUGGGGAGAAAGUAUAGUAUAGUGGUGGGAGCAAUAAUUAGGAAAUUGGACCAUUUUGCAGGCCGUGGGGAAGAAGAACAUGCUACUGUCGGUUGUUCUGUACUAAACCCUCUUCUUGUACUAGUGCUCCCUCCACCCCCUUAUUAUUCUUCCUUACAAUCACAUCUUGUCUUACUAUUUUUACUAAAUUUAAACAUUUUUAGGGGUCUUUCAUUAUUUUUUUGAUGAAAAUUAACAUCUUCUUAAUUAUAUUUUCAUGUUAAUAAUCUUCUUUGGUGUCAAUUGAUCAACCCAUCAAAUCCUACUCCUAACCCAUUAAGAUAGGGCAUAUUAUCAUAUAUGGGUUAGUGGAUUGAGCACCUACCCAUGUCAAAAUCAUAUUUUGUAUCCUUAUUUAUGUUGCAUAUUCAAUUACUGUAUAUACUCCAUAAAUAGAUUUCUCCAUUAAAUCUUCCCUUAAUAUUGUUGUUUGUCCUAAGUAUGAAUUUUGAUUAACCCUUAAUCUUUUCAUUUUAGAAAUUAUAAUUUAGGCACAUUUUUUUUUUAAAAAGUGUCAAUUUUGUAUUGGAUUUGAUUUUGAAUGGAGGUUAAGAAACCAAAUAAAGAGAUUCCAUUUCAUUCCAAUUCUUUCAUCCACAAUAAUCUUAAAAAACCUCCAAAUCCUACCCUAGAUCUCUCUCAUCUAGACAAAUACAAAGAUCCGAGCCCAAGCCCGGACUCAAACAGCCCGAAAGCGGAGAUGAUCCGCUAUCGGGAGUGUCAGAGAAAUCAUGCGGCUCAUUUAGGGAGCCACGUGGUAGAUGGGUGUGGUGAGUUUAUGCCUUCGGGCGAGGAGGGUUCCCUCCUCGCCUUGAAGUGUGCAGCCUGCGACUGUCAUCGCAAUUUCCACAGACAAGAAGUGGAAGGCGAGACAACAACAGCAGCAACAGCUACUGCUACAGCAGCAACAAUUUUACCAGUGGCACCUGCUGUGCCACCUUCUGCUAUGACUACAACAAACUGUUACAUUUCAUUCAGCAAAUACCACAAAAAUAACAAUAAUCUUCUGUCAGUACGCCCAAAUUCUGAUACUACUACUUCUCCUGCUGUUUACUAUCAGCAAGGAAAACACUUCUCCCACCCCCAAGCGCCCGUAAUGAUGGCGUUCGGGGGCGGGGGAGUAGCAGCUGAAUCCUCAAGCGAUGACCUCAACGCUGGGAAUUUCGAUUACAGAGGGCAGUUCGUAGAACAAUACGGAGUAUCAAAGAAGCGAUUUCGUACAAAGUUCAGUCAAGAACAAAAGGAUAAGAUGAUGGAAUUUGCGGAGAAAAUCGGGUGGAAGAUGCAGAAACAAGAUGAUGUACAAGUGCAGCGUUUUUGCCAUGAAGUGGGUGUUAAAAGGCAAGUUUUCAAGGUUUGGAUGCACAAUAACAAGCAAGCUAUGAAAAAGAAACAAGCUUGAUAGUAAUAUAUCAUGGAUGUAGUGUUUUUUUUUAAUUUUUUUUUUAUAGAAGAAUGAAUAGAUUAUUUGUGAAUAAUUAAGUUCGAUUAGUGUAUUUUUUAGGAUUAUAGAAUAUAGUAAUUAAAUGAGUAUAUCCAUCCCUAUUAUCUAAUUUUUAUUAUUUUUUUGCAUUAGAUGAUGGAUUUAUAUUAUUUUUGAGUUUCCAUAUUUCAAAGGAAGUUAAUUAAGGUGAAUUUGGCAACCAGAUUUCUGCACAUUUCUCCUCCCAAAAUUCUAUUACUGUUAUGAGUAAUUGAGUACCUUACUAUUGGCAAAAUGGCAAAGCAUGGUUAUCAACAUUAAUCAAGAAUCAAAAGCUGGACAAAAGAUAGAUCAUUUUGGCUUCGUUCUCUAAGUGACCGACAUACGCUGCUAAUCAUCAAAGGACUGGCUAUCUAGUGAAGUACAUUGUGUACGGAAAUUUGAUGAAUCAUAGUUAGGAGAACAACGAGAUAAAAGUUGUGUUAAAGUG
Chenopodium quinoa (quinoa) is the source of this 2702-nucleotide messenger RNA. RefSeq names its product zinc-finger homeodomain protein 6-like. The record is from RefSeq and is a predicted model, not a curated record. The transcript has 2 exons. Gene Ontology annotation, cellular component: nucleus. Lineage: Eukaryota; Viridiplantae; Streptophyta; Magnoliopsida; Caryophyllales; Amaranthaceae. Gene Ontology annotation, molecular function: transcription cis-regulatory region binding; DNA-binding transcription factor activity. Gene Ontology annotation, biological process: regulation of DNA-templated transcription; regulation of developmental process. The coding region runs from base 1331 to 2191 and encodes 286 amino acids.